AUGGAAAAGCUUAACGAGGAAAUCAUGUCAAAAAUUCUUUCGCACGUUCCGAUUGAGUUUGUAUCGAGGUGCAAACUAGUAUGUAGAUCAUGGGAAAGACUUCUAUCUGAUAGGACCGGGGGACUCCUUUUCUCAAUCGCAUCACGCGGGCAAACAAUUGCUAAACUAUAUCAUGCAGAUUACUAUGACUUGAUGAACAUUGAUAAUCCUCAUCGCGAUGAACCUAAUUACUCUUUCGAAACGCACGCUACUGAGAUCGACCACCCACCAAUUGAUACGAUUAAAGAACACAACAAGAUGUGCAUGGCUGUCGGUUCUUGCAACGGUCUGGUUUGUUUUUUUGUACCCCACAAUGGUUUAAGCGAUCCUGUUUACGUAUGCAACCCUAUAUCUGGAGAAUACGUUAAUCUCCCAAGAUUUAACCGUAAAAAUUGCGGUUAUAUCGUUGGUGGAUUCGGUUAUCUUUCUUCGACUAACGAGUACAAGGUCGUCAGAAUUUGCUACCCUACUGAAAAACGCAUGUACCCUAACAGCAGUUCCGCGGGAUGGAUUCAGGUGUACACUCUUGGGAAUAAUAGUAACAGCGGGUGGAGAGACGUCGGAGAAAUCACCAACGCAUUAUGGUUACCGGGUGUGCAGGCAAACGGCGCACUGCAUUUUAUGGAUGAUAUGGAUCGGAAGAUUGUGACGUUCGAUUUAGAAUCAGAAGAGUUUUGGGUGCUCCCACCACCACCUUGUUUCGAAAAUUCUAAGAAUUCGUCAUAUCAAGUCCGAGUGUUGGGAGGGCACUUGUAUGUUGUUCAUCAACACUAUGGUGAACAUGUGGAUUUAUGGUCAUUCAGACAUAAUGAAAAUAGGCAUCAUUACGAUCGAAGAGAAAAGAAUUACGAAUCUUGGAUUUGGAGUAAAAAGUUCUCUGUAGAUUGGACAUCAACAGAGUGUUGGAGCACGUAUGAUUUCAAUCAGCCAUUUGCAAUAACAGAGAAGAACGAAGUUCUAUUUUGGGUAAAUAAUUGGAAUCUCUCUUGUUGUGAUCACCAAACUGAUGUCUUCAAAAGGAUUGUGAACAUGAACGAGGACAGGAGGCUAUCAAUUUUUCAAGGGAUUCCAUACAAGAGUAGCCAUGUUUUCGCUGAAAGAUUUAGGAGUACUCUCAAAGACACAGAGACAAAACACAAAUAA
Messenger RNA from Papaver somniferum (opium poppy), 1182 nucleotides. Its product is annotated as F-box protein At3g07870-like. The transcript has 2 exons. The record is from RefSeq and is a predicted model, not a curated record. NCBI's taxonomy places the organism in Eukaryota, Viridiplantae, Streptophyta, Magnoliopsida, Ranunculales, Papaveraceae. Gene Ontology annotation, molecular function: protein binding. The coding region runs from base 1 to 1182 and encodes 393 amino acids.